CUCAAUUCGGUGCUACGCUAUUUGGCGGCGCACAACGGCGGCGGUUUGUUGUGGUUUCACUCGACGGCGACGUGAUUCAUUGCUCACUACGUUUAUUUUAUUUAUUUUUUAUGACUUUCGCUUGCAUUUGUUGAGAACGCAACUUUCGCGUACUGCAACCAGCUGCCGCUGGCCGUUAAUCUACGCUGAACAUUCUAAAUUGGGCGCUGCGCUCCGCAGUUCGGUUUUUUGGCCGCUCACGCUGAUAUCAUCACUUCGAUUAGUGGCAUUAACGGUUCGGCAAGCCAUUCUGAUAUCAUUGCUGCAAAUAUUUCGUGGUCAAAGCAGCCGUAGCAGUGGAUCUCGCAGAAGUCCUCUUUCUUAAUCAGCUGCGGACGUUUCGUUGCGGUGCUUGUUAAAUUUUUGAAAGCAAAUCAAAAACAAAUCACAAUUAAUUUCCAAAUAUUUGUUAAAUUGUGGCACACAAAUGGCAAAGUGUUAACCUUGAAGACGCGCUAUACAGUGUGGCGCGGGUGUGGAAGGUCUAUACAAAGUGCUCUACGACUCAUAAAUAGCGUCCAUAUUUUUCUUGUCUAGUGCCAAGAAAUUCCAAGGCGUUCGCACUUGAAUUUUCGCGAAAAAUAAAACAAAGUGCCGUACAAAUAGUCGCAUGUGUUGAUACAAAGUGUAUUUUGUGUGCAUAUUUUCGGAAAAAUAAAAUCUGUGCAUAUGAAAAAUAAAAUUCAAAAAUUUUCAUUUGGUGAAUUACACAAUCAGUGAAACGACGGAGCUGGUGUGGUGAGAUUUAUAUAAUAUUUACGCGCACAAGCAGCCAACGAACGAGCAGUGUAAAGCUGCCUAGUUAGCCGGUGGCGCUAGUAACGAUUUGUGGCCUGUCGGAGUAUCGCGCAGCUCGUGAGCGCGCUGCAACCGGAAAGUGUUCAGUGAGUUCGGUGCGGUGGUGAAUUUCUUAUUACCUUGUGGAUGCCACACUCGCUAGUGGCUGCUUGACGCUCUCAAUUCGAACGACGACGCAGUUUAAUAUUGCGUGUGGAUCUGUAAUAUCGAACGCCACUUUUCUUUUUAUAAUUCUUCAAAAGCAUACAACAUUUUUACUGGCGUGCAAUACUCAAGUGCAACAUAAAAUUAAACAAAAUAAAUUAUAAAUUUUGUGCGUGCGCGUUUCAAGGUCGCAGAAAGUGUUCUUUUGUUGGCUUGCUCCUAAACUAGUUCUAACAAAACUUACACUACUUAGUAGGGAGUCACGCACGUCAUUAGUUUUUGGUUGGCACAUAUUUUUUGACUCAAAAAUUCGAACAUAAGUCAUUGUAAAACGAAACCGUUGCGAAAAUGGGUGAUGAGCUGUUGCCCGAACUUGGUGAUCUUGUGUUUUCGGUACUGAUCGGUUAUGCCGGCGCCUUGGAAUUCCUUUAUGUCGUGCGUCAUUUAUAUCAUUGGAGCUGCGGUCACAUGAAUACAACGCAAAAUGAUGCAGAAAGUCUACAACGGCUCCAGCAACGUAUGCGCAAUGAAUUGACCGAAGCCGAAUCGAAGGAACGACGAGUUGGCACCGAAGUUAUGAAAGAUGGUGUGCUCUAUAAAGACGGCUUUCGAAUAGAUGCCGAACAGCUGGAGAGAGAUCGCUUAAAAGCGGCACAAAGUACACCAGAAGCGCGUGAGAAGCGUAAAAAAGAAAUUGAGUUGGAAUUAAGACGCCAGAAGGAGAUAGAAGAUGAGACACGUAAGCAAUUGGCUGAGGCUGAAGCCAAAUUAGCCGAACAACGUAAACAGGCUGCAGAACAGCUCGAAGCGCAACAGCGUGCCGAAGAUGAACGUAAGUUAUUGGAAGCAGAACGUGUGCGCGAAGAACAACAGAAGAGAGAAGAGGAGCAGAAGGAAGCAGCGGUGGAAGCACGCAAGCUUUUAGAAAGAGAGCGACUGCGCGAAGAAGAAGAGCGCAGAAGAGAAGCUGAAGAAAAUGAACGUAAAGAGCGUGAGGUGGCAGAAGCCAAAAGAGCGGAAGAACAAAGGCGGCGUCAGCAAGAAGAAGAAGCACGCAGAGCAGCCGAGGAAGAGGAACUUAAGCGCUUAGAAGAAGCAGAAUUGGCACGUAAAGCAGCGGAGGAGGAGACAAUUAAGCGACAGGAAGCAGAAAUAGCAGCAGCACGUAUAGCGGCUGAAGAAGAGGAACUUAGGCGUCAAGAGGAAGAAGAAACCGCACGUUUAAGAGCUGAGGAAGAGACACUUAGGCGUCAAGAAGAAGAAGAAGAAGAAGCACGUUUUGCGGUUGAGGCAGAGAAACUUCAGCAUCUAGAAGCAGAAAGUGCGGCAGCAGAACAGAAACGUGCAGAAGAAGAGGAAGAUAUUGAGAAUCAGUCAGUGGAAACUGAAGAGCAAACGAUAAAACUUAUAGAAGUGGAGAAGCAACGGGAGCUAGAACAGCUUAGAAAGGAAAUAGAGGAUUCGGAACGAGCGAAUCAAGAAGAAAUCGAUGCAGAAGACGAAGCAAUUGAAAACGAAAGAAAAUUGCUUGAAGCGGAACGACUGCGAGAAGCAGUACAGAGAAAACAAGAACUCGAGGAAUGGGAGUCUAAGAUAAAUUCAGAAGAGCACAUGGAAGACUCUGUUUACAAAAACGAAGUAUAUGCAAGCUCGAAUCCUAAACAGACAGACGAAGCUGAAACUUUAGACAGCAUAAUGCAGCUGCUCGAUGCUGAAAGCGAACGUAAUCUGCGCGAAAAAGAAUUUGAGGAGCGUGCCGCGCAAGAGCGUUUAGAGAGACAAAAAAUUAUAGAAGAGAAUGCUCGUAAGUUUCUCGAAGCCGACCAUGAAAUGGAAGAAUUAUUGGAAACCGUGCAAAAGCAACGUCGUCUCUCAGCCACCGAGAGUGCACCACAAUCUCCAGUUUUCGAAGAACCAUGCGUCAAAAAAACGAUGAGCCCACUCUCCGACAACUCAGACAGUGGAGGCGAACGUUUGACACAGACGGUUAAAACACAAUUUGGGCAAACCAGUAAUGAACCAUAUUCUUUAACAACGAAGCCGUUGCUCUUUAAGAGUAUAUCCGAUGAUACUCCAUCUUUUGAGCCACAGAGUUCGUUCAGCGUACAACCAUCAGAAGAAUAUGACAUCGAUGGAGAUGGAACAGCAACUGAGCAGAAAAUAGAUGUGCAAUUCGCACAAUUGGAACGACAAGAACCUGAGGGUGGUGAAGAAAACGAUACUGCAACCUCCACACAAUAUACUGAAGACUACUUGCGCUCACUAGAUGGCAUCAAGCAACGCCCAUUGGUACGUGAGGAUGGUUCUGGCCGGCGACGAGCCUUUAAGAAGCGUCGUUCCAGUGGCAGUUCGAAUUCAUCAUUUGAUUCACGUGCCUCACGUGAGGAGGAAGUCAAAAUGUUCACAUCGCUGGAGGAGGAAGAACUGCAACCCAAGAAAGAGGGUGAUACUGAUUUCACACCAAUCACGUACGCAAGUGAACCGUUAUUGAAGGUAAAAAUGCCUCGGCGACGUCACAAGCGUAGUCCAGCGAAAGACGCCAAGCCGAGCGACAACAAUGUACGAGGUUCACUAGAGAUGCUUGAUGAAGAGGCGAAUACCAAUCCGUGGGGCGAAGUUACGCCCGAACACUACAAGGAUAUGCCAUUCUGGAAACAUGAGAAGUCCAUGUCCAUCGAUGAGGAAGCCAUCGAACUCGAACAUCCAGCCAAGAAAACCGAAACAGAGAAGGACAAUAAUGCUAGAAAUGUGCCACAAACCGCUGCUUUCGAGGAGGCUACGCACACACAAAACGAGGAAGCUAUAACAGCCAUCAAGCGACAGCAGACGAAGGAAGAGCAGGACAAUGCAGCGCAGAAGCCAGAUUCAGUUGAACCAACGCGAUCAGACAUACAAUCGAAUCUUAAGAUCACACACGAAGUAUCGCCCGCUUCUCCGGGUGGACGUAAAUCUGCUUCUCCGCGCUUGCGACGCAGCCCGCGUAUUGAAGAAAUGGAUCAGUACGAAGAAUUGUGGAACAAGACUAACCAAUCGGUCGCUGCAGACGAAGUUUUAACACCCAACACGCCUUCUACGCCAUCAAUUACUGUUGACAAAUCACCCGACAUUGCGCCUUGGCGUGAUGAAUAUGGGCUUGUGAUGGAAGGGCUUAGUGAUUUUUAUGAUUUUACCGCUUCGGUGAAUCCAUCCCGCUCGCGUUCCACAUCACGUCAGGCCUCUCCAGCAUCUUCACAGCCCAGUACGCCGCUACCUAAGAACGUGGAAUUUAUGUUUAAUGAAGACAGACAAGAGAACUUGGAAGUAUAUGAUGACACAGGCUCUGUACUGGAGGCAGAGCUAACUAAGGAAAAUGUGGUGGAAUUUAUAGAGUCUUUACAAAAUGACUGCGUAAAAUUGUCUCAGACAAUUGGAGAUCAAUUGAAAAUUGUCGCCGACUCUCCAAAUAAUAGUAGAGAAGGAUCGGAAGUUGAUUCACAAAAUGAAAUGAGAUUGUUAGUACAAACAUUGCGCGUUGAAAGACAAUCUAGAUCUCAUUCACGUUCACCACUUCCAACACCAGAUAAUAUUGAACGUAGCUUGGAAACUCGACGUACAAAACGUAUUCGGCAAAAUGAUGAGUUAGGUGAAAAGCUGGGCUUAGAUUCCAGUUCAAGUCGUACAACCAAUCCAACAGAGUCUCCCGUCGAACUUUCACCUGAUCCCCUGUUAGGUUUUGAGCAGGAGCACUCAAAAGAGAGUAUGAAUCUCUUAGUACAAUCACUUCGUGUGGAAAGAGCACAAAGGAGUUCACGUUCGCGCUCUCGUUCACCCUUGCCAACGGCAGAAAACUUAAGAACUGGUUUGGAACAGCGACGGAAGAAGAAAAUACAACACAACGAUGAGCUUUUUCAACAGCUUCAUAUCAAUAUACCAAUUUUUACACAGGACUCAUAUAAUACUUCAGAGCAGAGGAAAGCAAUUACGGCACCGGUUAUAUCGAUACAAUGUUGUGAUGAAGAGCUCACAGGAAGUACUCCAGAUACUGCGCAGGAAGAAAGUGAAUACUCAUUAGAAAGUAUGAAUAGUUUGGUCGAGUCACUACGCUUACAACGUUCACGGUCCAAAUCACCGAUGCGACGUCUUGAACGCGAACGCACGCCUGAGCCGAGCAGUAUACGCGUGGGUAUAAUGGAAGCAAAUCAAACGUAUGAAGACGACGAUGAACAUGAACGUAGGUCACGAACGCCAUCACGCUCAGUCUCAGUCUCUCCCACACGCGUUAAUAUGGAUUCUCCAUCACAGCCAGUUGAAGAAGUCGAUUUUCACGUGAUGUUAAACCUAGAAGCCUCACAAAAUCGUACAUUGGCUAAGUGCAGUGAAGAAAUAGAGAGCAUACUGGCUGAAAAGCAACGCCAAGUGGACGCCGAUGCCUUACGUAAAUUGAGUAACGCCAGCGAAGAAAUAGAGCUUCGCACAGUGACGCCAGUAUCACCACUUCCACCCACAGAUAAGGUCAAGUUGAUGGCAUUACCCGUCGACGAACGUAUGCGCCAACUACGUUGCUCACCGACGACACCCGAUUACGAUCGCACCAUAUCGCAAGAGUGGAGUGAUGUGCAGCGCAUAAAGGAUGAAAUGUUGGUAAGUGGAUUUAAACGCUCCACCUAUGUUGGUGAGUCAUGGGAUCUUGGAAGUGAAUUUGUGCCACUACGCGAGCAGACAGCGCGUUUCCGACGCUCACGCAGUCCAUCACCCUCACUUAUUGCUACGGAGCCAGCUCAAAAAGCGGGAGAACGUCGCCAAGUACAGGAUAAGAUUUUGGCCGAACUAAUUUCAGCCUCAGAACAGGUUGCAGUUGAGGAACAUUUGGGCGCAAAACCCAAAGAGUUGCGAGAUACCAAGUCAAAAGAAAGGCAGCAGUACGAAGAACUGCGACGAAUGAAUGCAAAUUUUCAGCGAUCUCGUAGUCAAAGCCGUUCGCCGCUGGGCGACAUUGAAGCUAAAGAAGUGGCAAAAAUUGAGGAAGAAGCAACAAAGCGCGAGUUGCAAGACAGAAAAGUCGACUUGGAAAAGGCAAAUGUUAAUUUUCAAGAUUUCUCGCGAUAUCUAAAUGCUGGUUUCUUGGAUAAUGAACGCAGAGCUUCAGACUCAGCGCUUAUACAAAAACCGGAAAUUAUAGUUCAACUACAGGAGCUUGAAGAAGAUUUUGAAUUAGAACCCGAAAAUUAUCACCACUUCCGACGUUUCUCAUUGAAUCAGGAGCAGUCGAUUGAAGAAUAUCCGAAUGAUGAUUACGUCUAUGUGUCACAAAUCGAAGUGCAAACGCCUAGCGGUACACGCACAUGGAUAAGAGAAGACUACUAUAGUGAAGAUUUUGAUAAGUUAAAUUUUUUCGCAGAAGAAAGUAAUGUAAAUAUUGGACCCACAAUAGGCGCUUAUGAUGAAGUUGCAGAUGAACAACUUCAGGUUGCGGAGGACGAAGAAACUGAUGGUAGCGAAGAUGAGCGACAAACAGUGGUCGAAGUAGACGAUGAAAUCGAUGAGGACAUUUGUGAUUUUAACGAACGUGGUCCAGCCGAUGAGUCCCACCACGAACAAUCCGAAUGCGAAGAAGCAGAGCGCGAGAUGGAUCAUUACGCCGGCAGAGAUGCCGAUGACUGGCAGCGUGUCGAAAAUAUCGACGAAUUGUUAGAAGAUCAGAUCUUGCUGGCUAAUGAGGAAGGCGCCGUUGGUGGUACUAUUUCGGCAUUAGACUAUGAUUCAGAUUCGGCGGCGAUUGACGAGAUCUACGAUGAGGCAAUCAAAAAUCGAAAACAGUCGGGUAUACUACGCGAUUAUGAUAGCAUUUUAAAUGAAAUGCAAAAGAGCUAUCUGAAUAAAGAGAUUUCAGCCGAUGGCAGUGAAGGCGAUGUGAGCGGUACCAGUGAUUCCGAUCGUGCGAAUAAGGCAGCCAAUAAGAGAAACGAACUGAAACUGAUACGUAAUGAGCGCCGUGAGCGUGAACAGCGUUAUCUGGGCGAUGCAAGUGUAGCUGAGCGACAGUCUACGCGGUUGCGCACACGUUACGGCUAUGCACCGCAGCUGAAUGUUAAGGGUAUGGAAGAUUUAGACAUCGAAGUAGACCUUAGUUAUACGCCAAAAAGAGAGUAUAACUGGCGCAAGAAUUUCAAAAUUGACGAAGAUGAGGAGAACUCCAACAAAACACAAUGUCUCGAUGAGGAGAUCAAGACGCCUGAUAACAUGAACAAUACAAAUCAAUAUUUGGACUCGCGUAAAUUUAGCCUUGGUGGCGAGAGCAUAACACUUUUUAGCCAAGGUGCGGAAGGCGUGUGCUAUGUCGCUGAUGAGGAUCAACAGAACACCGAAACCAUAGCGGAGGAGAAAGAGUGCUCAAAUGAGUUAAAUGAAACGUUGCAGUUGGAAGCAGCAGAAUCAUCUCUGGGUAAAUCCAAGAAAAAGAAAAGUAAAAAGAAAUUACGCAAGGAUUCAAAAAGCAAUAGCAUCGAAUUUGUCACGAAAGAUGAUGAUGACUCUGAGUCACACAACCACAGUAGCAUACAAAGUGGUGGUGGUACUGAAACCGAUUCACUCAAACGCAUAAAAGCGCGCUCUCGCCGCAACUCCAGGAAUAGUUUGACCAACGAGGAGACAAAUGGCGCCCCAUUCUCACCGCGCAGUAGUAUUGUUGACGAAGAGCCAACCGAUAAUCUGCUGGACAAUUCAACAGCAACAGUUAACAACAAGAAGAAACUCAAAAAGCGUAAGAAGACAAAGGAAACAUUUGCCACAACGGAAUCGGACAUUAAAGAGGAGUUUGCGGCGGAGGGCGCUGAGCGUUCGUCUUAUUUCGAUUUAACUGUCAAAGUGCCAACAGCGUCAGCAGCAGUCUCACCAGGCAGAAUCAGCAUUAAUCCACUUGCUACGCUGAGUCCACAAAAUAGCAUCUGCACGCCGAGCAGUUCCUUAGACUACGAAACGCCCGAACUAAAGGAGCUGAACAGUGCCGCGUCUUCCGCUGAAGGCUCGCCCAAGCAGCAAGAAGUCGACACGCCCGCUGUUGAGGCGCGAAUUUCGGCAGCAGCUGAUGCUUUGACAACAACACCAGCAGCAGCUACAACUACACCGGAAGCGAUAGUAACGGUGGCCACACGCUCCUCUAUAACUCCCACCACUACAACAAAAACCACCGUGGAUACAUUUGAUAUACUGAAGGAUGCUAAUUUCUAUCCGCUUUUCUAAUGAACGCUACAGACUCAUAGUUGAAAAGAAAGUCCGAAAAAAACGAAACCUCAAAUAGCCUCACACUGCACCCGCUCCUGCACCUACUACACCUAGCAUAAAGCAACUUGAAAAUAUAUACAUUAAUAUGUGUUAAGUUCAUGCCAAAAUGCAGUCGCAUUGAUACCAAGCAAGCAAGCGUAUCUGCUUYCCGCCAGCGCGACAUUAAACGAAAUCCGAUGAAGAAAUACAAAUUGUUCCAAAAGACACAAACCCACACGAACACCUUUUUAUCUUGUAUUAUAUUCAUUUUUAUUGAUACGAAUCCGAGUAUUUCAAAAUACCAAACGACGUUGUGUCAAAUAACGAAGAUUUAUAUCUCUUAACAUAUAUUCACGCUUACAUACAUACAUAUCCUUUAAAUAAAGUAUUUACGUUAUUAUAAAAUGAAAAUCAAGAA
Messenger RNA from Bactrocera latifrons, 8638 nucleotides. RefSeq names its product four and a half LIM domains protein 2 (gene Lmpt). Lineage: Eukaryota; Metazoa; Arthropoda; Insecta; Diptera; Tephritidae. Bases 1330 to 8199 code for a protein of 2289 amino acids. The record is from RefSeq and is a predicted model, not a curated record. The transcript has 4 exons. Gene Ontology annotation, molecular function: transcription coregulator activity; zinc ion binding. Gene Ontology annotation, cellular component: Z disc; nucleus.